AUGCCCGGAGAGAAGAAGGCGAUGUACAGAGCGAGCCCUCCGACCGCGAACCACCCCAGCACGCCUUGGCAGGAACCGCUGAACAGGCUCCCGCAGAGGCUGGACGAUGACUGCAGUAUGAAGGCCGUGGCGAGGAUGACGAGGGAGAGCACGACCCCGGCUAGGCUUGUAAGGGCCAGGCGGCGGCGGCCACAACGGUCGAUGAGGUAG
Messenger RNA from Triticum turgidum subsp. durum (durum wheat), 210 nucleotides. The record is from the annotation of a GenBank genome assembly. NCBI's taxonomy places the organism in Eukaryota, Viridiplantae, Streptophyta, Magnoliopsida, Poales, Poaceae.